GGCAAAAAAAUUGUAAUAAAAGCAACAUUUAACCAGCAUUUUCCGCUAGAGGCGAAAUUUAAAAAUUUCGAAUACAUAUUGUUCGCCUCGCCGCGCUCCUCCAACUCCAAAUCCUCAAGUGAGAACUGAGAAGGAAACUGGAAAGCAAGAGACGCCGCUCCUCUCCGAAAAUGAAGAAAAUCAAUCGUCGAUCGAAGCAGAGAAGCGUCUCGGAUUCGCCAUCAUCAUCAUCAAUCGUUGAUAAUAAGAAAGAUCAUGAUCAAAGAGUUCGAGAUUUGGAGAUCGAAAACGAAGCUCUUAAGAGGGAGAUUGAGGAAUUAAGAUACAAGGUAGUGAAUGUUUCACCAACGUCAGAUGUUGGUGCCCAAAAACUGAAGGAUGACUAUUGUGGGAAGUCAAAUAGUGUGGCAGGACAGGUUGUCGAGUUGAAGAAGAAGCUAGAUGUACUAUCUCAACUCUCCAGUAAAAAGGUUAAAACUGCUGAUGCAGCAAAUAAUUUUCAAGACGAGAUUCAGAAAUUAAAGGCACAAAAGGUUCAGCUUCAAUGCAGAAUGAAGCUAGAGUCCAUGCAGUUCAGGUUAUGUAAGGCUUCACUGGAAAAAGAAAUUCUUCAGCUUAAGAAAGAGCAAAGAAGGAAGGGAUACAAGAUGCAUGUGCUUUUAGCUUUGAACCAGAGGCAAAAGCAUGUUUUGCAACGAAAGACAGAAGAGGCUUUCAUGGUUCGUAAACAGCUAAAAGAGAGAUUGGAAUCAAGAAAGGCUGCCUCUCGCAAAAUAUCUGGAACUAAAAAUGGCAAGACUGUUGGAAUUCAGGGUCAUAAGCAUGGGCUUGAUGUGAAAGUACAGCUGCCUAAAGUAGGCGCUGAAUAUGAAUGUCAAAUGCGAGAGAUGGCUGAUGAGAUCAAAAAACUCGAGUUAGAAUCAGAGAUGAUACCGGAAGAAAAGUCCGGGUACACAUUACGGGAUGAUGAAGGGGCUGUUACAGAAUUGGAGUUAAGAGAUCUUAGAGAAGAAAUGACCAGGCUAAACUGUUUGAUUAGUCAGAUGAACAUGUCAAAGGCACAAGUUGUUCAGAGGGAGAAGAAACAAGUACAUGAAGUUCAAUCUUUAAUUUCUGCGGGGAGUGAGGUAGAUGCCGUUCAAUCUUCUCUUUCGGCUGGGAGUGAUGUUUUUGCAUCAGCCACAGAUGCAUCUGAAACAGAACGUUCUGAAGGAGUUAACAACAUGACAGAGAAACCUGCAUCAGGUGUGUGCUGCUCCUGCAGUAAAAAAUCAUUAUGCAAGACCCUAAAAUGUGGAUGCAGGGCUUUUGGGAGCAGUUGUGGAGCUUCUUGUGGCUGUGCUAUCUCCAAAUGCACAAAUAGAGAUCAACUUCAGAUCAAGUUGGAUUGUUCACCACAAUCAGAAAUGGCUGAUAACAUUGUUAACAGCUCAGGCAAAAAUGGAGAAGUGAAAAGCACCUAUCAAGACAAAACGCUUCCUGAAACUAAAGUUGGCAAGAAAGAUCCUAAGAUGAAUGAAGAUUUGAGGUUGAAAAAGCAGCCAUUACGCGACAUUGGGAAUAUAACGAACAAACACAAUGCUGGGAAACCAAACCGAACGAAGAAAGUGCAGAAGUCAGUUAUUUCAUCUUGAUGUUGUUCCUCCACUUACAUCUUUGUGGAAAAUACCCACAGCCCUAGAACUGCGAAGAAGUACAAUGCACUCCCGAGCCUUGUCAAACGCGCGCAAUCCAGCACUUGGAAUUUGUCUACUAGAUAAGUCAUUGUUUUAGUCCAGUGCAUUAAACUUGGGUGUAGAACUACCAACCUUUUUCUUUAUGGGUGAUAUUCCAUCGUGAAAAUGCCCUUCCAUGGCACUUUUAAAGAUUUUUUCAACAUAAUUCUACAGACCGAAAAAAAAAAAAAAAGGUGAAUUUUUGAAGGGUUCAGGUCUAGAACCUACAGUCUCUAAGAGCAGUCUUGUGAGUACAAAAACUUUGAUGGUAUGUACUACUUCAGCUACCGAAAGCUGAACCAUUUUACUAGAGCAUGUAUAAUGGUUCCGUUUUAUUGGGUGUUAUUAAUGUCAUGCU
Messenger RNA from Rubroshorea leprosula, 2073 nucleotides. Lineage: Eukaryota; Viridiplantae; Streptophyta; Magnoliopsida; Malvales; Dipterocarpaceae. The record is from the annotation of a GenBank genome assembly.